Molecule: messenger RNA, 4020 nt
Organism: Sphenostylis stenocarpa
Lineage: Eukaryota; Viridiplantae; Streptophyta; Magnoliopsida; Fabales; Fabaceae
Source: the annotation of a GenBank genome assembly
AUGAUUGUUGAUUCGAUUUGGUUAGGGAUGGAGAACUCUGAUUCACAGCAGUGCGUACGCGUUGCCGUCAACAUCCGGCCUUUGAUAACGUCCGAGCUCAUGCUCGGAUGCACAGAUUGCAUAUCUGUUGUUCCUGGUGAACCUCAGGUGCAAAUUGGGUCACAUUCUUUCACUUAUGACUAUGUUUAUGGUAGUUCGGGAUCUCCUUCGUCCACGAUAUACAAUGAUUGUGUAGCACCACUAGUAGAUGCGCUUUUUCACGGCUACAAUGCAACAGUUCUUGCUUAUGGGCAGACUGGAUCUGGGAAGACAUACACAAUGGGCACCAAUUACACUGGAGAAGAAAAUGCUUGUGGUAUUAUACCCAAGGUGAUGGAGACAAUAUUCAAGAGGGUUCAGAUUAUGAAGGAUUCUUCAGAGUUUUUGAUUAGGGUAUCGUUUAUCGAGAUAUUCAAGGAAGAGGUAUUUGAUUUACUUGAUCCCAAUCAAUCUAGAGGAGAUGUGGUUUCUACUGCGAAGUCUGCUGCGCCCAGCAGAGUUCCCAUACAAAUUAGGGAAACAGUGAACGGAGGAAUAACAUUGGCUGGUGUUACUGAAGCUGAAGUAAAGACUAAAGAAGAAAUGUCAUCUUAUCUUUCUCGAGGUUCACUGUCACGUGCCACUGGGAGUACAAACAUGAACAGUCAAUCAAGUCGGUCGCAUGCUAUAUUCACUAUCACUAUGGAGCAAAAAAGUGGUGAUGAUGUCUUGUGUGCAAAACUACAUUUGGUAGACCUUGCUGGUUCUGAACGUGCAAAAAGAACUGGUGCAGAUGGCAUGCGUUUGAAAGAAGGCAUUCAUAUCAACAAGGGUUUAUUAGCUCUUGGGAAUGUAAUAAGUGCACUGGGAGAUGAAAGAAAGCGAAAAGAAGGUGGCCAUGUGCCAUAUCGCGAUAGCAAACUAACAAGACUACUACAGUGUUUACUGCUGAGAUUUCUACAUCAUGGAUUCAUAUCAUGUCAUCUUGACAUGGACUUGGUUAAUGAUAUGCAGGACUCUCUUGGAGGAAACAGCAAAACCGUGAUGAUAGGUACGGGACUUGCUCGUCCUGCUGACACCAAUGCUGAAGAGACAUUGAACACCCUGAAGUAUGCGAACCGUGCUCGCAACAUUCAGAACAAGGCAGUCAUUAAUCGUGAUCCAGUGGGAGCCCAGAUGCAGAGAAUGCGAAGUCAGAUUGAGCAACUGCAAUCUGAGCUUCUACUUUACAAAGGUGAUACUGGUGGGGCAUUUGAGGAGCUUCAGAUUCUUAAACACAAAAUAUCCUUACUUGAAGCAAGCAAUGCAGAACUACAGCGGGAGCUUCAUGAUCGUCGAGUAACUUGUGAGAGUUUAGCACAACGUGCAUGUGAUGCUCAGGUUGAAAAGGACCAACUGGUCAUGAAAAUAGAAUCAAUUCGAAAUGGUAAAUCUUGGGAUGAAAUUGACUCAAAUUCAAAUGAGGAUUAUGACCUGGUGAAAUCUUAUGUGUCGAAAAUCCAAGAUCUGGAAGUUGAAUUGCAGCGUUUGAAAAAUUCACAUGCAAAAUCUAGACAAUUUGAUGACUGGGUUGAUACAGAUGAUAGUGGAUUCCGGUCAAAGAAUGUAUUAUUUGCAUGUGAUAAUGAGUACUCUUCUGAUUGUGAAGCCAAAUCAGUUGACAUAACAGAUGACAUGGAAGAUCAUGCAAAGGAGAUAGAACACUCUUCUCUUCAAGAAAAGCUGGAUAGGGAGCUCAAGGAACUGGAUAAGAAACUUGAACAAAAGGAGGUAAAAAUUUCUGGAUCUACUUUCAAAUUUCAUGGAGACAUUGAAUAUGCUGUUUUUAUCAAGAUUGUUCUUAAGCAUCAUUAUGAAAAGAAAGUUCUUGAGUUAGAACAAGAAAAGAAAUUUCUGCAGAAAGAAAUUGAGGAACUUAAGUGCAAUCUUGCAAAUAUUUCAUCCACCUCAGAUGACGGUGCUCAAAAGUUAAAGGAAGAAUAUCUCCAAAAGUUGAACGCUCUUGAAGCACAGGUCUCUGUGCUGAAGAAGAAACAAGAAGCUCAGGCUCAACUGUUGAGGCAAAAACAGAAAAGUGAUGAGGCAUCUAAAAGACUUCAGGAUGAGAUCCAGAGAAUUAAAUCUCAUAAGGUUCAAUUGCAACAUAAGAUUAAGCAGGAAUCAGAACAAUUUAGGUUAUGGAAAGCUUCACGUGAGAAAGAAGUUCUACAGCUUAAAAAAGAAGGAAGGAGGAACGAAUAUGAGAUGCAUAAACUGUUAGCAUUGAAUCAGAGGCAAAAGAUGGUAUUGCAAAGGAAGACAGAAGAAGCGUCCUUGGCUACAAAAAGGCUAAAAGAACUUUUGGAAUCUCGAAAGACUUCUUCACGUGAAAGUGCUGUAGGUGGUAAUGGUCCAGGAAUUCAGGCUUUGAUGCAGGCAAUUGAGCAUGAGCUUGAAGUCACAGUCCGAGUGCAUGAAGUACGUUCAGCACAUGAGCGUCAAAUGGAAGAGAGGGCUAAAAUGGCCAACGAGAUUGCAAGAUUAAAGGAAGAGGCAGAUAUGAUGAAGAUAAACAAUUCAAGGGAUGGCCUCGUAUCAAUGUCUCCGGGUGCCAGAAAUUCAAGGAUAUUUGCUCUUGAAAAAAUGAUCGCUUCUUCUUCUACAACAUUGCUUUCGAUGGCAUCUCAGUUAUCGGAGGCAGAGGAGCGGGAGCGGGUUUUCAGUGGCAAGGGACGUUGGAACCAAGUCCGUUCUCUUGCUGAAGCCAAGAAUUUGAUGAAUCAUUUGUUCAACCUGGCAUCUUCCUCCAGGUGUUUCUUGCGAGAUAAAGAAGUUAUUUGCAGAGAGAAGGACAUGGAAAUAAGAGAUCUAAAAGAAAAAGUAGUAAGAUUGAGCUGUUCACUCAGACAAUUGGAAAUGCAGAAGUCUGAACUUAUUCAUCAGUUGAAGUUGCAGAGUGCACUGAGAUACUCAGAAUCUAUGGGGGCUUCGGUGUAUCAUGACAAUAAUGUUGGAGGGCAUAAGUAUGACUUGCGCAAGAUGGAAAACCGGCGAUCUACAAUUUUACUGGAGGAUAUGGAUUUAUCAAUAUCAGAUACAGAAUCAGAUGAUUAUAUAGCAGAUGUUACUGAUGAUGAAUGGGUAGCAUCAGAAAAAAUACACAUUAAGAAAAGAAAGUCUAAAGGCAGAAGUUUAAGCAUGGAAAACAAUCUGUCACAUAUCAGUUCAGAAGAUGGGAAAGAUAGUUCAACUGAAGGAGAUGGAGAUGCAUCCGGGGAAACUGGAUCAGAUGUAUGCUGCUCUUGUAGUAAAUCUUCAUCUUGCAAGACAAACAAGUGCAAAUGCAGAGCUAUGGGUGGCACUUGUGGGAGUUCUUGUAGUUGUCUAGCAUCCAGGUGUGCCAAUAGAGCAUCAGUCGCAAUUGAGGCACAAGUUGAGGGGAGUGGUAAUGAUUCCAGCAUCGAGGAAGCUAACAAAGAUCGCCUUCUUGCUGCUCAAGGCGCUGAGUUGCUGCAGGGUGCACUAGUUGAGGGUCCUGCUGAUGCCCACGGUGAUAAUCAUGGGUCAAGAAAACCUCUUUCAGAUAUUGGAAAUACACUGGCCAAAUCAAACGCCCAGAAGGCUAAUCCAAGAAAGAAAUGGAGAAAGUCCACUGUGCCCACAGUAGUAGUUGUUCCAGAUCCACCGUUCACGCAGUCAGAUAAUGCCGAAGUCCCCAAGAAAGAAAACAAUAGCAUCAGUGAAGCGAAUGUACCUAUGAACAUACCACAGAAAAUGCACUCUUCUAGACCUGAAAAUAUUCCGGUUGCCCCGAAGUUAGAGAAAAACGUAACUGAAACAGAUAUACCUUUGAGAAUACCACGAGCUAUGCGAAAACAAGUACCCAGUGGCCUUCCACUGGGGGAUAUUAAUGGUAGUAAGCCAGAUGAAUCUUUCAACAAGAAGGAAUCUGAAGUGAUUGAAGCUAGAAGUCCGGUGAAACAAAAAAGAACACUGGAGAAAGAGAACAAUGGACGUUAUUAG